AUGGCUGACAUGAAAAAGUACAAAGAUGAGUUUAUAGGCUUCUGUUCAGGGUUUGUUGUGACGAUGUUUUGGAGCAUCUAUAUCUAUGACAGGGAACUGGUUUACCCAAAGCUGCUUGAUAAUUUUAUACCAGCGUGGCUAAAUCAUGGAAUGCAUACAACAGUUUUGCCCUUUGUAUUAAUCGAGAUGAGAACAACACAUCAUCAGUAUCCCAGCAGGAGCUGUGGACUGGCUGCAGUGUGCACCUUCGCUGUUGGCUAUAUUUUAUGGGUGUGCUGGAUUCACCAUGUUACAGGAGUGUGGGUGUACCCACUUCUUGAGCACCUCAGCCCGGGUGUCAAAAUAAUCUUUUUUGCAGCUGUUACCGUAGUAAUUAACAUAUUCUACUUGGUGGGAGAGGUCCUGAACAACUACAUCUGGGAUACCCAAAAAUGUGUUGAAGAAGGAAAAGAAAAGCCGAAAUUGGACUGAACAAUAGGAGCAACAUGGAGGAUUGUUUAUGGCUCCAUGGAAGAUUUCUCAUCCCCAACAGAGGUUGGCAUGGAGAGGAAUCUUUUGGAAAGGAGGAAGUUUAAUGGGCCCUCUGCUCAGUGCAAUGGUAUUUUGGGGUUUUAUAUGGAGGGAAAAUGAUUUUAGCUAAUAAUAAUAAUAAUGUUUCAACCUCCAUUCUAUUUCUCCAUGCUUGCAUGUGACAUACACAUAUAAGAUGUAUAUUUAUCUCCACGGCAUUCUCAACAUGCAUUUCUUGCAUCAAAUAAGUCAUUAAAUCAUUAAGUCAUGAAAUCUUUUCACUUCCACCAAGAAGAACAAUGAAUCCAUUCUCUGUAUUGUUUGAGAAAAGCUUAACCAGAUAGGUCUAAUAUGGGGAAACAAAACAAUCCUAUGUAUUUCAAAGUACAGUGUAAAAAUACAGUAGAAGUUAAUUGCAUGAAUGUAUCCGAAGGAGAAUGCAAUCUGACUGAAAUGCUAAUGUAACACUAUGUAACAGCGGCCUUAAAUCAGUGUUAAUUAUUUUAUCAGUCCAGUAAAAUCUUACUUGCGGUCUUAGACUAUCUGAAUCUGAUGCAACUUUUCUUAAAUAGGCCUAAAUAAAGAUCCAAUUAUCCC
This is a messenger RNA of Pelecanus crispus (Dalmatian pelican), 1107 nucleotides long. Lineage: Eukaryota; Metazoa; Chordata; Aves; Pelecaniformes; Pelecanidae. The record is from RefSeq and is a predicted model, not a curated record.